This is a messenger RNA of Pelobates fuscus (common spadefoot toad), 2364 nucleotides long. Its product is annotated as vomeronasal type-2 receptor 26-like. Gene Ontology annotation, cellular component: plasma membrane. Gene Ontology annotation, molecular function: G protein-coupled receptor activity. NCBI's taxonomy places the organism in Eukaryota, Metazoa, Chordata, Amphibia, Anura, Pelobatidae. Gene Ontology annotation, biological process: G protein-coupled receptor signaling pathway. The record is from RefSeq and is a predicted model, not a curated record. Bases 1 to 2364 code for a protein of 787 amino acids. The transcript is spliced from 6 exons.
AUGCUACUGAAACUCAUGGAGUCUUUCAUAUUGUGCAUUAUCCUGGGGUGCAUUGUAUUAUCUGGAAAAACAACAUCUGGUUCUAGAGCUGCAUCUGAUUCAUGUAAAGUCUUACUAUGCGUACUAAUCCUAUGUAUGGAACUCAGCAGAUCUGUGAUCCAGGAAUCAGCCUGCAAUCUGAGAAUCAGAGAAUCCUACGAGGACUAUGAAUACUUUCAGGAAGGAGAUAUUAUCAUUGGAGGAGUUUUCACUGUAAAUACAGCUGUGGAGAAUUAUCCAUUUACACCGGGAAUAAACAAAAAGUUGCUUUGCUUGGCACCCUUCCAACGUAAUUAUGUGAAUAUUCUGAAUUUUAUUUUUGCCAUUGAAAUGAUUAACAAUAAUCCAGACUGGCUUCCAAAUAUUACACUUGGAUUUCACAUUUUUGAUUCAUGUUUAGAUACAAGUAAGGCUGUAAAAAGUGUUUGGCAAAUUUUAUCUGGACCAAGGAAGACUGUCCCUAAUUAUUCCUGUGUGGAAGGUGGGAAGCUGGCAGGACUUAUUGGCGACCACUUUUCAUCCACGACUGUACCAAUAGCACAGAUAUUGAGUGUGUAUGGCUAUGCACAGAUCAGUUAUGGAGCAACAGACCCCUUGUUGAGUGAUCGACAAAAGUAUCCAAAGUUUUUCCGGACUGUUCAGAAUGACAAUGUCCAUUACUUGAUAAUAUCCAAACUUCUGAAAAGCAAUAACUGGAAUUGGGUUGGUAUAUUAUCAUCAGAGGAUAUCUCAGGAGAGCAAGAGAGUCUCAUUCUUAAAAAAUACUUGACCAAAUAUGGUAUUUGUGUUGCCUAUUAUUACACAACAAAAGACUUAGACAUGAUUUUCCUAAAAAAUCUGCAAAUUAUUCAGGAUUCCUCUGCUCAGGUUAUUGUCGUCUCCGGACACUUUAAUUUUGCACUUGCUAAAAUAUUUUUGCAAUACAGUUUUGUGUUUAAAAAAAAGACACUAAUUCUUCCACCUUCUUGGGCCUCCAAUCAUAUUCUUAUGUCUGAAAAAAUAGAAGCCUUUAAUGGUUGUUUGACUUUAGAGCCUUGUCCAGUCCCAUUGCCAGACACUGGUACGUUCUUCGAUAAUAUACAUCCUUCAAAAUACCCAAAAGACAUGAUUCUUCAUGAUUUGUGGAUAACAUAUUAUCGAUGUUUAUCAGCCAACACAUCAAAGAAUAAUUUAUAUGCAAGUGCCUAUAAUAUCUCGCUAAAGCAAUGCACCGGGAUGGAAAGGAUGAAGAACAUUAAGAACGAUGCAAUUUGGGGAGUUUCACCUCGAGUCUAUCUGGCAGAGCUAGUUAGAUAUCAUCAGAUUCCACGUUCACAGUGCUCGGAAAAUUGCCCACCUGGAAAGAGAAAAGUCCCAGGAUCUUCAAUCCAUAUCUGUUGCUAUAACUGUGUCUCGUGUUCAGAGGGCGAAAUAUCCAAUAUAUCUGACAGUGAAAACUGCAUGCAAUGCACAGAGUAUGAAUGGCCAAACAUGAAGCAAGAUCAAUGCAUUCCCAAAUUAGUGGAGUUUCUCUCCUACUCUGAAGGUGUGUUGGCCAUGAUAUUGGCAUCAAUCUCAGUUCUGUUUGGCUUGUUAACCAUAUUAAUAGUAUUCAUUUUUAUUUCAUACUGGGAAACACCAAUUGCUAAAGCCAACAACAGGAACCUCAGCUUUAUUCUCCUUGUCUCCAUCUUGCUGAGCUUCCUCUGUGUGUUUUUGUUCCUCGGACUUCCUGUGGAUAUAACCUGCAUUCUCCGCCAAAUAUCUUUUGCAAUCAUCUUCUCGGCAGCCGUGUCAACUGUAUUGGUCAAAACAAUCAUGGUUUAUAUUGCUUUCAAAGCCACCAAACCUGGCAGUGUGUGGAAAACGUGGAUUGGAGUCAAACUGUCCACAACUCUAUUGUUGUUCUUCUUCUCUGUUCAAGUUAUAAUUAGUAUAAUUUGGUUGACUGUUUCUCCCCCAUUUCAGGAGACAGACACUUAUUCUUAUAUAGGAAAGAUCAUCAUUCAGUGUAACGAAGGCUCAGUUAUUGCAUUUUACUCUGUCCUGGGUUAUUUGGGGAUUUUGUCAGCUGCUAGUUUUAUUGUAGCUUAUUUAGCCAGGACAUUGCCGGACAGCUUUAAUGAGGCCAAGUACAUCACUUUCAGCAUGCUGGUGUUCUGCAGUGUUUGGAUUGCGAUGAUACCAGCCUAUCUGAGCACCAAAGGGAAAUACAUGGUGGCUGUGGAGGUUUUUGCCAUAUUGGCAUCAAGUGCUGGACUCCUAUUUUGUAUAUUUUUUCCAAAAUGUUAUAUAAUGAUCUUUAGGCCAGAAAUUAACACAAAAAAAUAUUUGCUUAACAAAUGA